Messenger RNA from Coffea arabica (coffee), 1177 nucleotides. Its product is annotated as cyclin-D1-1-like. NCBI's taxonomy places the organism in Eukaryota, Viridiplantae, Streptophyta, Magnoliopsida, Gentianales, Rubiaceae. The record is from RefSeq and is a predicted model, not a curated record.
AGCAAACACGAAAAACCUAACCCUCUCAACAUCAAAUUCUCAUUCUCUCCAUCGCAGGCGUCAUCAACCCUACUCCGACCAAUCUCCGGCGUCCGACCUUUAAAUCAUCAAAAUGAAUAGCAAAGAAUGAGGAGCAAUCGGGGACGAUCAUCAUGUCAGUCUCCUACUCAGACUGCUUUUCCGACCUACUCUGCGGCGAGGACUCCAGCACCAUAUUCUCCGGCGAUGACCUGCCGGAAUGCUCGUCGGAGAUUGAGUCUCAGCAUCCCCCGGAGGACUUGGAGGAGUCGAUCAUCGGACUCAUUGAACACGAGAAACAAUACGUUCCGGGCAUCGAUUAUCUAGAAAGCUUUCAAUCACAAUCCCUCGACGCCUCCGCUAGAGCAGAUUCCAUUGCAUGGAUUCUCAAGGUACAACGUUAUUAUGGUUUUCAGCCAUUGACGGCGUAUCUCUCCGUCAACUACUUUGAUCGAGUUCUUUAUUCACGCCGCUUGCCGCAAACAAAAGGGUGGCCACUACAAUUAUUGUCUGUUGCUUGCUUGUCAUUAGCUGCAAAGAUGGAGGAACCUCUUGUUCCGCCUCUUUUAGAUCUUCAGGUUGAAGGAGCAAAAUACAUAUUUGAACCGAGGACAAUCGGUAGAAUGGAGUUUCUUGUGCUGAAUACAUUGGAUUGGAGGCUUCGAUCUAUCACGCCAUUUAGCUUUCUGAGCUUCUUCGCUCAUAAAGUCGAUCCAACGGGGACCUAUGCUGGUUUCCUUAUUUCGAGGGCCAACGAUAUUAUUCUGUCCCACAUACAAGAUGCUAGCUUUCUGGAGUACCGGCCAUCAUGCAUUGCUGCUGUAGCGAUCCUUAGUGCAGCCAGAGACCUCCCAAUUUUCUCUUUUCUUAGUCCUGAAUACGCUGAAUCAUGGUGUGAUGGACUCCACAGGGAGAAAAUAAUCAGCUGCUACGGCGUAGUGCAGCAAAUAAUUAUCGAUAAUAGGCCAAGGAAGAGCCCGAAAUUUUUACCCCAGCUUCGAGUCAUGUCUCGGAUGAGUCUAGCAUCCACCGAAUCAUCAUCAUCGUCAUCAACAUCAUCAAACUCAUCUUCUUCAUCAUCAUCAUUAUCAUCCUGUAAAAGGCGAAGAUUAGAAAAUUACUUAUGGACAGAUGAUGACAAAGGAAGCUCCGAGUGAGA